CUCUCAUUAUAGUUCACACAAACUGAAAGACACCGAUUUCGCGCGCGGUGCGAGUGAUUUAAUUUAUAGGCAGAGACCGGCCUGAAUUCCAAAGAAACAGCCGGUCCCCUCCCUUUCAUUUUUUUUUUGGUCUCCAUCCAUUCACCGAUCCAUCUAUCCAUCCGUCCGUCCGUCUGUCCCUCUCCUCCUCCCCUUGGGGCCGCUGGACGAAGAGAGAGGAGGCCGUGAGGAACGCUCUACCCUACUCCAAUGAGAGAGAGAGAAAGGACGCUCUGCCAGGACAUUCGGGCUUAUCAGUGCGGACGAAGGUAGACUUUUCGGGGCGGGGAUGGUGAGGGACUUUCUCGGCACUGCUGCACCUCGACCAGCCAAACCAAGAUCAUGAGAGGGUGUAAGACGGCGGAGAAGCGGCCGUCAUACCCUUGUCUUUGACGACGCCGUCCGUGUGUCCCUUUCUCAGCUUCUGGAUGGCCGCGCAGGUGACGGGAGAGAAGAUGACGGUUGCAACGAGGGAGGAUGUUAUUGAAUUCGUUUGAGAGAGAAAAAUAUAUUUCAUCUUCAGCGCUCGACAACAAUGACACCGACAUUUCAAAGGAAAACGGUAUUUUUCUUUCUCCUUUCUACUCGAGAUUGUGCACUCUGAAAUAAGACGCAUUAAUAACAAAUGUCACAAUUUUCCUGGUCUCAAGGCUUGUCAGAGCGCACUGGUAAAACAACUGUAAGGUGGCGGGAGCCACAUUAUUGCCACACACUGUGCCAAACAUUGCGGAUGUUUCUAAAUAAAUAAAUAAUAGUAGCUUUUCCCUUUUCAAUGCCUUUUAAGUCUUCGGAAACGCGACCGUUUCCAAAAUGCCAAGUUGAACGUCACUGACGGCCGUAGCUAUAGGCUGUUCAUUAUUUUCAGAUUCAUUUUUCGACAAUCUGAUUUAUUGAGGCCUGUGUGAUGUUAGAGGCGGUUUGAUUGCCAUUACAUGCUGUCAUGGGAGUAAAGAAAUAAAUCGUCCAGAAAAGGUGCAGGAGGCUGUGGUGCGCUCUGAUACAGGCAUGAACCAUGGAGAACAUGAAACAUUCAUGUUAACUCGCUACAAUCUCCCCAUGAUUUCAUGUUGGGGGCGAAUCCUGCUUUAUACGGACAUCAGAACCGACUAAGACUGAGACACCCCACAGCACUACCCUACAGUGCAACCAGUCAGCCAACCGACCACACAUUUAAUUUCCUCACACCCACAAUUGGCCGUUGGCAGAGACGCACAGAGAAGGAGACAGUACAUGGGCGUCCUCGUCUGCUAAAACCAGCAUAGAACUGCUCGCCGGUUGCAGGUGUUCAGCAUAAGCUUACAAGACAACCCGUUGUGCAUAUGAGACGUUCUGAUCCAGAUGGGAUGUAAUGUUGUGUGGCUGCACAGCUGAGCAUUGGUCUCCUUCUCCGCUGCUUCGUGAAGAUUGGCUUUCGGUGUCCAGAGAAUGGCGCGGUUCGGAGAUGAGGUACCGGCCAGGUAUGGCGGAGGGCCCGGCGGAGGGGGCCCGGGCGGCCGCGGUGGUAGCAGGCAAGGAGGACCCCAUGGACACGGUCACGGCCACGGGCACGGCCACGGCCACGGGCAUGGCCACGGUCCACCUGGAGGGCCCGGGGGCCAGAGAAUGUACAAGCAGUCUAUGGCGCAGAGAGCCCGGACUAUGGCCCUCUAUAACCCCAUCCCCGUGCGCCAGAACUGCUUCACUGUCAACCGCUCGCUGUUCAUUUUCAGUGAGGAUAACUUCGUCAGAAAAUACGCCAAAAAGAUCACCGAAUGGCCUCCAUUUGAGUGGAUGAUUCUAGCCACCAUCAUUGCCAACUGCAUCGUCUUGGCUCUGGAACAACAUUUGCCUGAUGGGGACAAGACACCGCUGUCUGAGCGCCUGGAUGAUACAGAGCCGUACUUCAUAGGAAUCUUCUGUUUUGAGUCUGGAAUAAAGAUCCUGGCGCUUGGUUUCGCCUUCCACAAGAACUCCUACCUGAGGAAUGGAUGGAACGUCAUGGACUUUGUGGUGGUGCUCACAGGGAUCCUGUCCACUGUGGGUUCAGAUUUCGACUUGCGGACCCUCAGGGCGGUGCGAGUAUUGAGGCCCCUCAAACUGGUGUCCGGUAUUCCCAGCUUACAGGUGGUGCUCAAAUCCAUCAUGAAGGCCAUGAUUCCUCUGCUGCAAAUUGGCCUGCUCCUUUUCUUCGCCAUCCUCAUGUUCGCCAUCAUCGGCCUAGAGUUCUACAUGGGCAAAUUCCACACAACCUGCUUUGACAAUCACACAGGUGAGAUCCGAGAAGAGUUUCCAUGUGGGACCGAGCCUCCGUCGCGGCUGUGUCCAGAGGGCACCAUGUGUAGACAGUACUGGCUGGGACCAAACUACGGCAUCACCCAGUUUGACAACAUCCUGUUUGCUAUCCUCACCGUCUUCCAGUGUAUCACCAUGGAGGGCUGGACUGACCUGCUCUACUAUAGCAACGAUGCCUCAGGGAGUGCAUGGAACUGGAUGUACUUCAUUCCCCUCAUCAUCAUUGGCUCCUUCUUCAUGCUCAACCUGGUGCUGGGUGUGUUGUCAGGGGAGUUUGCCAAAGAGAGAGAGCGUGUGGAAAACAGGAGUGAGUUCUUGAAGCUCAGAAGACAACAGCAGAUUGAGCGGGAACUUAAUGGUUAUCUGGAAUGGAUCUGCAAAGCUGAAGAGGUCAUCUUGGCGGAUGAUGAGAAUGAAAAUGAUUAUGAUGGCUCCCGUAGAAGAGCCACAAAGAACCAUAAGAGCAAAGCUGAGCUGCUAAACCCAGAGGAAGGAGAGGGAGAUCUGGCAGUCGGCUCACCGUUUGCCCGUGCCAGCUUGAAGAGCUCCAAGCUUGAAGGUUCAAAUUUCAAGCGGCGGGAGCGACGACUCCGCUUCUUCAUCCGACACGUCGUGAAGUCCCAGGCCUUCUACUGGACCGUACUGUGUCUGGUGGGCCUCAACACGUUGUGUGUGGCUGUAGUGCACUAUGACCAGCCAGACCCACUGUCAGAUUUUCUAUAUUUUGCUGAAUUUAUCUUCCUGGGGAUAUUCUUGACAGAGAUGAUGGUAAAGAUGUAUGGCCUGGGCAGGCAGGCCUACCUCAACUCCUCCUUCAACUGCUUCGACUGCAUUGUGAUAUGCGGCAGUAUAUUUGAAGUGCUGUGGUCCAUCAUCCAGCCGGGCACAUCGUUUGGCAUCAGUGUGCUCCGAGCUCUCAGGUUAUUGAGGAUUUUCAAAGUCACCAAGUACUGGGCAUCUUUGCGUAACCUCGUCGUCUCUUUGCUCAACUCCAUGAAGUCCAUCAUCAGCUUGCUCUUCCUGCUCUUCCUCUUCAUAGUUGUCUUUGCUCUGCUGGGCAUGCAGCUCUUCGGGGGACAGUUUAAUUUUGAAAAUGGCACUCCUCCGACCAACUUCGAUACCUUCCCCGCAGCAAUAAUGACAGUGUUCCAGAUCCUGACCGGUGAGGAUUGGAACAUGGUGAUGUAUGACGGCAUCAAGUCUCAGGGCGGAGUCAACAAGGGCAUGGCCUUCUCUGUCUUCUUCAUCGUGCUCACACUUUUUGGCAACUACACACUGCUGAAUGUGUUCUUGGCUAUCGCUGUGGACAAUUUAGCCAACGCACAGGAACUAACCAAGGAUGAGCAGGAGGAAGAGGAGGCUGCCAGUCAGAAGAUCGCCCUGCAGAAAGCCAAGGAGGUGGCCGAAGUCAGCCCACUGUCUGCUGCCAACCUCUCCAUUGCAGCUAAGGAGCAGCAGAAGAACCAUAAGGGAAUAAACAAGUCAGUGUGGGAACAACGCACCAAAGAGCUGAGGAGGCAGACUCUGGUGUCCAGCCGUGAGGCCCUUUAUAAUGAGCUGGACCCUGACGAACGCUGGAAGGUGAACUACUCACGUCAUAUCCGCCCAGACAUGAAGACCCACCUGGAUCGACCGUUGGUGGUUGACCCCCACGAAAACCGCAACAACAACACCAACAAGACCACCGCAAACAACUCAGACCUCUGCUUCAGCCAGCACCAUCCAGCUGAUGAGCUCCACAGACAAACCCGCCUACACGAACAUGGUGGCCAAGUAGGAGGGGGUGGCGGAGGAGGCUCGGGUCCAGCCAAGCCUCCCUUGGAGCGGGGCGAGUCCACAGAGAGCAGGCGGAGUCGUAAAGGAGAGCACCACCACCACACCUCUCAUGUCCGAUUGGAUGCUACAGUGAUUCCUGGGCCGGGCUCGGAGGAGAGGCCAUCCAGGCGCCAUCAUCACAUCCGGAGUGGCAGCCGAGGGGGAGGACAGUCAGAACACAGGAAGCCCAGGUCACAUCGAAAAACUGCUGAGGACGGUGAGGAUGGCGGGGGAGGAGGUGGAAAGACAGGGAGACAUAAGAGCAGAGGGGUUGACGGAAGUGGAGAAGGAGGAGAGCAGGAGGGAGCUGUUGAUGGCAAUGAGAGGAGGCCAAGAAGAAGUCGCCAUGGCAACCAAACAGAGGGCGAGGGAAAGAGGAUGUGCCAGCACAGAAGGAAGGAAUGCAGUGUCCCUAACCUCUCUACCACACGGCCCAUUCAAAAGACCCUCUCCAGGCAGGACAGUCAGUACAGUGAGGAUAUGGACAACCUUAUGAACACCAAACUGGUGUCUGGCUCUACCCCACCCGGCGAUGCUCACCCUAACCCAGUUGCCAACCACACUGUGGCCCCUGUCUUUGGAUCUGCCCUCCAUCUUGCUAACAGUGGCACUCAUGGGAGUUUGGUCACAUUAGAUAGCUACGGGAGCAUCGCACAUCACCGUACCAACAGUGUCAUCAGGCUGCCCCACCCUGACUACACAGCUGUAGACAUGCCAAUUUUUCCAUCCACCAAUGCCAUACUGCAGGUCAAUAAAAAUGCCAAUACGGAGCCUCUGCCCGCGAAGGAGGAUAAGGAUGAUGAUGAUGAUGAGAAGGGAGGGGAAGGAGGACCCAGGCCCAUGCCUCCCUUCAGCUCCAUGUUCAUCCUGUCCACAACCAACCCGUUUCGCCGGGCGUGUCACUACGUCUGCACCCUGCGUUAUUUUGAGAUGUGUAUCCUGCUGGUCAUUGCCAUGAGCAGCAUUGCCCUGGCUGCUGAAGAUCCUGUCUGGCCCGAAUCCCCUCGCAACAAUGUCCUACGCUAUUUCGACUACGUCUUCACAGGAGUAUUCACAUUUGAGAUGCUGAUAAAGAUGGUGGAUUUGGGGCUGGUCUUGCACCAGGGCUCUUAUUUCCGGGACUUGUGGAACAUCCUUGACUUUAUAGUGGUUAGUGGUGCUCUGGUGGCCUUCGCCUUCACGGGGAGCAGUAAGGGAAAAGACAUCAGCACUAUCAAGUCUCUGAGGGUACUGAGAGUGUUACGACCUCUGAAGACUAUUAAACGUCUGCCCAAACUCAAGGCUGUGUUUGACUGUGUGGUGAACUCCCUGAAGAAUGUGCUCAACAUCCUGAUCGUCUACUUACUCUUCAUGUUCAUCUUUGCUGUGGUGGCCGUGCAGCUCUUUAAGGGACGCUUCUUUUACUGCACUGAUGAAUCCAAAGAGUUUGAGCGCGAUUGCAGGGGCGAGUAUCUGGUGUAUGAACGUGAUAACGAAGUGAAGGCGCAGAAGCGGGAGUGGAAGAAAUACGAUUUCCACUACGACAACGUGGCUUGGGCCCUCCUCACCCUCUUCACCGUGUCAACCGGAGAGGGGUGGCCGCAGGUGCUGAAGCAUUCAGUGGAUGCGACCUAUGAGAACCAGGGCCCGAGCCCGGGGUACCGGAUGGAGAUGUCCAUCUUUUACGUGGUGUACUUCGUGGUCUUCCCCUUCUUCUUCGUCAACAUUUUCGUGGCUCUCAUCAUCAUCACCUUCCAGGAGCAAGGAGACAAGAUGAUGGAGGACUACAGUUUAGAAAAGAACGAGAGAGCCUGUAUAGACUUUGCCAUCAAUGCCAGGCCUCUGACACGCCACAUGCCUCAGAACAAGCUGAGCUUCCAGUACCGUAUGUGGGAGUUUGUGGUGUCGCCGCCAUUUGAGUAUACUAUCAUGGCAAUGAUCGCGCUCAACACAGUUGUGCUGAUGAUGAAGUAUGACGGAGCUUCUGAUACCUAUGAAGCUGUGUUAGCCAACCUGAACAUAGUGUUUACCUCCCUCUUCUCCAUGGAGUGUGUACUCAAGAUCAUCGCCUUUGGAGCACUGAAUUAUUUUAAAGAUGCCUGGAAUAUUUUUGACUGUGUGACAGUUCUGGGCAGCAUUACUGACAUCCUGGUUACCGAGCUCGGGAAUAAUUUCAUCAACCUAAGUUUCCUGAGGCUGUUCAGGGCAGCUCGUCUCAUCAAGCUGCUGAGGCAGGGCGAAACCAUCCGCAUCUUGCUUUGGACCUUCGUUCAGUCCUUCAAGGCACUACCUUAUGUCUGCCUCCUCAUUGCCAUGCUGUUCUUCAUUUACGCCAUCAUUGGAAUGCAGCUUUUUGGGAAUAUCGCUAUUGAAGAAGACGGAGAGAGUGCCAUCAACCAGCACAACAACUUCAGGACCUUCAUACAGGCUCUCAUGCUGCUAUUCAGGAGUGCAACAGGAGAGGCGUGGCACGAGAUCAUGCUGUCAUGCCUCGGGAACAAGGACUGCGACCCCCUGUCAGGGAACACAGAGCCAGAGUGUGGCAGCCAGUUUGCUUACCUCUACUUUGUCUCCUUCAUCUUCUUCUGUUCAUUCUUGAUGCUGAAUCUGUUCGUAGCCGUCAUCAUGGACAACUUUGAGUACCUGACGAGAGAUUCAUCCAUUCUGGGACCUCACCACCUGGAUGAGUAUGUCAGGAUAUGGGCCGAGUAUGAUCCUGCAGCUUGCGGGCGCAUUCAUUAUAAGGACAUGUACAGUUUAUUACGAGUUAUCGACCCGCCUCUCGGCUUAGGCAAGAAAUGCCCCCAUAGGGUGGCCUGCAAGAGACUGCUCCGAAUGGAUCUUCCCGUGGCCGACGACAACACGGUCCACUUCAACUCCACCCUCAUGGCCUUGAUCCGCACGGCACUGGAUAUCAAGAUCGCCAAGGGUGGUAUUGACAAGCACCAGAUGGACGCCGAGCUCAGAAAAGAGAUGAUGGCGAUCUGGCCCAACCUCUCCCAGAAGACUCUGGAUUUGCUGGUUACGCCGCACAAGUCAGCAACAGACCUGACAGUGGGGAAAAUCUACGCUGCUAUGAUGAUCAUGGAGUACUACCGGCAGAGCAAGAUCAAGCGCUCACAGGCUCUUCGUGAUGAGCAGAAUCGAACGCCAUUACUGUUUCAGCGCGUGGAGCCACCUUCCCCCGCCCAGGAUGGGGGUCCGGGACUUAACAACGCCCUCCCUCCACCUGAGACAACGGAGACGGUCAACAGCCUGCCGGUGGAGGGGGGGGUCCCGGAGAGCCAAUCAUGGGUGACAGCUCGUGCUCAGGAGAUGUCCCAGAAGGUCGGCAGCUGGAGCCCUGAGGGACACCCUGAGGAUGGCCUGGGAAGCAUGACCAACUCUCAGACGGUAGAGAUGAGAGAGAUGGGGCAGGAUGGUUACUCGGAUACUGAGCACUUUCCACCAAUGGAAGGCCAUGGCAGGGCCGCUUCCAUGCCCCGCCUCCCAGGCGACAACCAACGGAGGAAAGGGAGACAACGUGGCAGUAACCUCAGUACCAUCAAUGACAGCAGUCCCAUGAAACGCUCGGCCUCGUCGCUGGGCCACAGCAGGUCUGGGCGGGGCCACAGAGACAAAGGAGGGGUGGACGACUACAACAUGGAGCGUGUGCCUGAGGAGGGGAGAACUUCCAGACAUGGACACCGGCGAAAAGACCGGAGUCAUCGGGCGUCUGAGAGGUCCCUCUGUCGCUACACGGAGGCUGACACAGGCCUGGGCACAGACCUGAGCACAACCACCCAGUCAGGCGACCUCACGUCCAAAGACAAGGAUCGUGACAGAGACCGCGGCCGAUCCAAAGACCGCAAGCACCACCACCAUCACCACCACCACCACGGCUCCGUGGACAAGGAGCGCUAUGUAGCAGAUCGAGGGGGCGAGUACGGACACAGGCACUCCCGCGACAGAGAGCAUGAGCGGGAGAGGGAGAGAGAAAGGGACCGGCGCUGGUCGCGAUCGCCCAGCGAGGGUCGCGAGUGCCUGACGCACAGACAGGGCAGUAGUUCGGUCAGCGGAAGUCCCGUCCCCUCAACCUCGGGGACCAGUACGCCACGUCGAGGCCGUCGACAGUUGCCUCAGACCCCCGCAACACCCCGGCCCCAUGUUACCUACUCCCCUGUGGUCCGUAAGUCCAUGCCCACACCACCUGGGGGGCCACAAGGCCGACCCCCAGCCCCUGCCCCACGCCGCUUCUCUCCUGAGCCUCCCCAAGGCCAGGGCCCUCCCCCCGCUGGCCUCCCCCUGGCCCACCACGGCCCAUCCCGCCAGGGUCAUCAUCCCCCACCCCGCUGGGGGGACACAGGUGGAGGAGGUGGCUCCAUUGAAGGGGAUGGCUGCUUCUACAACCAGGACUACCAAGACUAUGAGCCCCACCAUGAACCACCUGCCUAUGAGCAGAACCCCAUGCAGGGUGGCAACCCCCACCCNUCCUCCCCCCACCCACAGUCCAGUCGCACCUCACCUAGGACUGCCGGCCAUGCGCCCCCUCCCACUACCGCCCUGACUGGACCUGUACAGGGCCAGAUGCAGCCUGCCGCCCAGCGUCGCCUGCCUAAUGGCUACCGCUCUUCUUCACCUUCCACACAUCUUCAUGGACCCCCACAUACUGGGCCUCACAAGGUCCCCCCUCCAGCCGGGCAUCCUAGAGGUCCCCGCAAGGGCCUGCAUGAACCCUACAGCGAGACGGAGGACGACGACUGGUGCUAGCCUCUGGGGAUGGGGGAGGGGAGUAAGGAGGAAACAGAAUUGAUAGAUGGACGGAAAGAUGGAGAUAGGAAGCUCUGAGCCGGAGCUCUGACUGCCAAGGGAAACCAUGAUUCUUUCUUUCUUGCCUGUUCAAUUUUUUCCUCUCCUCCACUGCUUGGCAUGUCCCAGUGAUGGUGGGCUAGACGAAGGGAUAGGUGUCAGGAUGAAGGGGUGGAACAAGAAUGCUGAGGCAGGAUCUGGAGAAACAAGUGGUGUAAGAGGAAACCACCUCCACGUUCUGCUUGCAUUGUUGUUGCAUUCAUAUCUUGAUGCCAAAUAAGACCAACCUCAAACUGCAGUUUAUAAGGAUGCAAGCAGGAGGGGUGACGGACACUAGUCUUUGUGUGUCUUAAAUUAUGCCUCUGGCAACGAGCUACAGCCACUUACAAGAUGUCAAGAGUUGCGACUCGACAAAAGACACUUUACAGUCAGAGACAAAAGAACGACCUUUUUCUUUUUCUUUUUUUUGCUUCUCAAAGCUAACUUCAGUUAAGUUAGCAGCAAAAAGAAUCAAAUCCAACCCUCCCAGCCACCAGUUGAAUAUUGAUGAGUUUUAUCAUCUGUGUUUUUAAAUAAGAACAAAUCUGACAAUGAGCCCUCCACCUGUAUGAGGUGAGGAGGCCAAGUGGGUGGGAGAGUUGGGGAGCACUGCACGAGGUUGACGAGUCCCUUGGUCAAAAUCUAGAGGACGGGACGGGUGUGAUGGGGACGUUUACCGUCGUCCUUGGAGAACACCCUCCUCCCAGAAACAAUUAGACCAACCUCAACCCGCAACCUACGAAGGAAGAAAAACAAAAAAAAAACGUGGAGAUGGGUUUCAGAAACAAAAAAAAAGCAAACCAGUAACUGUUUUCUGCAGUAUUUCUUCUUCUAUUCCUGCUUCUUCUUCCUCCUUCUCUUCUACUUCUUCAAAACAUUGAAGCUUGAAUCUUCUGUUGCACCCCACACAGCUUCGUUUUUUAGACUUGCGGAGUUGUACACCCUGUGGAAUCCUGCAUGAAUGAUACAAAAAAUAAUAAUAAUAGCAACAAUGAGAAUCUACUGUAUGUGGGGGGAAAUUUUACUUGGUCCUUUCUGUUGUGGUCUGUAGGGUUUCUCUCUUUUUUCAGUAAGAAUGCCUUUCUGUUUCUCUCUCUCUCCUCUGUGUGACAUUCCUCUCUCUGUACCUUCAUCUACACUAAAAUCAAAGUGAUAGAAGGGAGAUUGGAGAGUGACUGUAUGUAUAUCUAAAAGGAAAAUGAUUACUUUUUGCUUGUUUGUGUGUACGUUCUGUGCCAGAUGCCUGCCACUGAUACAGCUGGAAUUGCACGUUUUUUUUUGUGGAAGUCACUUUUUGGGUGAAUAUACCGUGAAGCAGGGUAAAGAGGAUAAGAGAUGUCGAUAUUGGUUUACAAGUCGGACGGAUCAUUAACAUCUCAAAGUCUUCCAGGGUUUGGGGUUAAAACAGAGAGAUCCGAGAGAAAGAGACCAAUAGAAAGGCAGCAAAAGGAGAGAAACUCUUCAUCUUUGUUUUCUUUGUUAUUGACGGUAAUGAUGGAUAAGCAGAUAAUAUAAUAACUCCUAAUGAUCAUGACGAUCGUGAUAAUGAGACAGAUUCUCCAUAUUUGGUCUGAUGUUCUGUUCUGUGUGUUUUAUUUUGAGCUCGGCUAAUCAUUUUUCCAACCCUGAGGUGGAGCUCUAACCCCACAGUUGCACUGUGGGAGAAUGAGUCUGCAGGAGCGCAAACAUCAGUCAGAGAUUUCCCAAAACACUCGAUAUGUCUGUCUUUCUUGUCACUUUCUGUCAACAUAGACAGUGGGUGAAUUUGAUUGUGAGCCCCUGCAAAAAUAAUCAGUCAAAUUCAGCAGUUCCCCACAGACUGCUGCAUUUAUUUGGAUGUGUCUUCUCUCCUGCAGAUGCUAAAGCAGAGUUCCACCACCGCUUGUGACCUUCCAGUGGCGCUGUGUGACAAACAGUGUCCCUAUAGUUUUUGUACCUCUCCUUUGACUUCACUUUUGAUUCAGAGUUGAUUAUCACACACGGAGAGUAGCUCAUUCUCUCACUUGUAGACCACGUCGUCUGCGUAAACACAGGCGUACAGCUCAGAUGGGUUGGAGAAAAGAUGCCUGGGCCUCGUCACGGUCCCAGAAACCAUCUCCGUUCUGUGUGUAUCACUCCUGUAUAUCUUUUAUUUCUAUCCGUGUGUUUUCUCUGUGUGCCUCAAACUAACACUUGUCACUAACGCACACCACUGUCAGCCCCACCAUUAUUGUUAUUGUUUUGUUUAUUUGACCUGCGUUUUUUAACCUGGAGGCCUAUCACAUGUUGACCAGAGAAUGCACCGAAAAAAUAGAAAAGAAAAAAAACUGCCUAUUAGUGUCUUUCCAACCUCAGUGGAAUGUCACAGACAAGUAUUUUUUCACAUCACUACACUUAAAAUCAGAAAGCACACUAAGUAUGUAGCUCCUGGUUGUGGUGUGUGCGUGUAAGUGGGGGUUUUGCCUGUGUGUGUGUGUGUGUGUGUGUGUGUGUGUGUGUGUGUGUAUGUGUAGAUGGAUGAGUGUGUUUCAGGUCAGUUUUUGGCGUUUUGUUUUGUGCUUGCUUUGCGUUAUUAUUCUUUGUUUCCAGGAAUCCUUUUGAAAUCUUUGAAAUGUUUUAGUCAAAUCAUUGAAACAAUCUUCGUGUGUAUGUGUGUGUGUGUAUGUGUGAUGUCAGUAACCCCCUGAAUGAAACAUGCAAACCCCCCAAACAUUCACCAUCCAUCUUUGUGUCUAUGCUGCAGUGAAAUCCACUAACACGCUGAUUAACCACACAAAGUCUUCAAAAAGCAAUGUAAAGCCGCUACUGAGAAAAAAAAAGAGUUUUUUUUAAGUACAAAAGAUUUUAAAAAAAGGAAAAAAUAUCUAGUUCCAGAAAUGCAUGUGCUAUGUGCAUGCCACACCGUGGGUUAACAGUCAUCUUCAGGACAUAAAAGAAAAAGCAGAUUAAUGAAUUCAGAGGAAAUUAAAAAAGAUAAAAAAAAAAAAAGAUAUAUAAAUAGAUAGAUGUUUUUAAAAAGCAACGUUUCCUUUUUUCCUUCUAUUUUUGAGAACAAAAAAGGUUAAAAAUUACAAAAAAAAAAAAUGUUUAAAGAAUAAAAAACACAAAAGAGACUUUGGUGAGAGUUUGUUUUCUUCUGUUACAUGGGGUUGAGGCACAACACGACCAUGUUCAGGAACACCACAAAAAAAAAAAAAAAAAAGAACUGUUUUAAAAAAAUAUAUAUAUACAAAGAAAAGAAAGUACAGUUCAGAAGAUGGUGUAUUCUCCCUUCUACUUUUUGUGGGGGGUCAGGGGGUGCAGGAGCGAGCCAAAUCUGAUGAUGUACUCAUUCAAACUGGCUGUGGAACCUUUGAUCUCUCACUCACUCCCUCUUUUUUCUCUCUCUCUAACUCUGUCUCUCUCACACUCUUAUCUGUCGCACUCUCGAACUGUCUCACCGCUAUUUCUACCAGUGCAUUUUGUAAUUCCAAACAGAACUCUUCCUAAAGAAUAAAAACCAGAGAGAAUGCACACCGCUUUGCCUCAUUUUUUUGCCAGCAUUACUGCUUCAGUCUUUAUAACUGAGAGGAUGUGUGUUGUGGGCGUGUAUGACUGUGUGACUUUAUUGUAAACAAACAGAAGUGAUGUUUACAUACAGUGUUACUCACCAAGAUGCAUUGUAUGAAUCCU
This is a messenger RNA of Epinephelus moara (kelp grouper), 12582 nucleotides long. RefSeq names its product calcium channel, voltage-dependent, P/Q type, alpha 1A subunit, a (gene cacna1aa). The record is from RefSeq and is a predicted model, not a curated record. NCBI's taxonomy places the organism in Eukaryota, Metazoa, Chordata, Actinopteri, Perciformes, Serranidae. Gene Ontology annotation, biological process: calcium ion import across plasma membrane; chemical synaptic transmission. Gene Ontology annotation, cellular component: neuronal cell body; voltage-gated calcium channel complex; membrane. Gene Ontology annotation, molecular function: high voltage-gated calcium channel activity.